AUGCAUUACUAUGAAAAAGCCUCGAAUAUCUUGACAAAGUUGUAUAAGAAACAGGGCACUAUAAAGGGAUUGGUGAUGAAAGAGGAUCCAAAAGACAAGAAACUCGUGUAUGGUAUAGUGUGCGAGACCUUGAAAUAUCGAGAAGUCAUUGAAGAAAUCAUUUGCUCGUCAGACAUUCGCAAGUCUGAGCCAAAAAAACUUGCCAAGCCUCUCCUAACAGUUCUCGUCUAUGAUUUACUUUUUGGAAAAGGCAUAAAAAAUGCUGGAAAAUACAAGGAUAUGCUUAUGCGACACAAAAGUAGACUCAAUGCAGAGCUGGUUAAAAUUAAAGUAAAGCGCAAGUGCAAGAAUAAUCAAGAUCUCAUUCCAGAGCACAUUCGAAAUGCAAUUGUGUUGCCUCGCUAUGUUCGCAUCAAUACCAUCAAGACAAAUAUGGAGCAGGUUAUCUCUCAUUUCGAAAAAAAGGGUUAUCGACUUGACACCAUUGAAAAGCUGAAUGAACCUGAAUAUCCUGCAAUGUGCAUGAUCAAGGAUCAGCAUCUUCCUGAGCUACUCUUGCUGCCACCAAGCACAGAUUUACACGAGGAUAAACUCUUGCUUCAGGGUCAUAUUGUUCUUCAAGACAAGGCUUCGUGCUUCCCAGCAUAUAUACUGUCACCUCCAAAAGGCUCUGUAUGUAUCGAUGCAUGUGCAGCACCCGGUAACAAAACAUCCCAUCUUUCAGCGAUAUUAGGCAACACUGGCACUAUAUAUGCUUUUGACAAAGACCGAGCACGACUAGAUACACUGCAAAGGCUGACCCACCAAGCUGGCUGUAAAAAUAUUUUACCUCAGUUUGGUAGCUUUUUGGAUGCUGAUCCAUUCGAUCCCAUGUUCAGCAAGGCACGUAAUGCGAUGUUUGUCGAAUAUGUGCUACUUGAUCCAUCGUGUUCUGGAUCUGGGAUUGUUGGUCGCUUGGAUCAUUUGCUCAAAAAUUCUAAAGAUGCAAAAGCCGAUACACAGCAAGAAGAAAUUGACGAUCGAGCCAAUGCAUUGGCAGAUUUUCAAAAAAAAGUAAUCCUUCAUGCGUUCAAAUUCCCCAAAGUCAAGCGUAUUGUAUACUCUACUUGUUCCAGAAAUCGGAUUGAAAAUGAGGACGUGGUACAGUAUUGUCUACAAGAAAAUACCAAUUUUAGUUUAGUAGAGAAUGUAUUUCCUCAAUGGCAUCGUCGCGGUUUAGAGGGAUCGAUUGAAAAUGGUAUGUGACCAUUAUUUGAUUUGAACUGCAUAGAAUACUAUUGGAAAUUUGUUUUCUUGACCCUAUUUGUUUUAUAGCCGAUCGUGUUAUUCGUGCGCUCCCCGAAGAAGACGGAACCAUUGGAUUUUUUGUAGCGCUUUUUGAGAAAAAUAAAGAGCCUGCACCAAUUGAAUCCACUGAUUCAAACAAACGUAGGACGCAUUCUAACGAAAGCAAUUCU
Batrachochytrium dendrobatidis JAM81 is the source of this 1457-nucleotide messenger RNA. RefSeq lists its product as uncharacterized. The transcript is spliced from 6 exons. The record is from RefSeq and is a predicted model, not a curated record. Gene Ontology annotation, cellular component: nucleolus. NCBI's taxonomy places the organism in Eukaryota, Fungi, Chytridiomycota, Chytridiomycetes, Rhizophydiales. Bases 1 to 1245 code for a protein of 414 amino acids. Gene Ontology annotation, biological process: rRNA base methylation. Gene Ontology annotation, molecular function: RNA methyltransferase activity.